Funneliformis geosporum is the source of this 347-nucleotide messenger RNA. Lineage: Eukaryota; Fungi; Glomeromycota; Glomeromycetes; Glomerales; Glomeraceae. The record is from the annotation of a GenBank genome assembly.
AUGAUACAAUCUACGAUUAAUUCUAUUCAAAAAGAAUACUUAAUGGAUGAUCAAUCACAAAAAUUUGGAUAUAAUCAAAAAUUUAUCGAUGAAACUAAUCUAUUUGGAAAUAAUUCAAUAGAAUAUAUGGGUCAUGAACUUUCUUUUACUGAGCAAAAUUAUGAUGAAUUAUCGAUGGAUAUAUAUAUCUAUUCAACGAGUAUUAUUUCUGAAUUAAAACAACGAUUUCCUAAUAGAUUAUUAUUUUCCUCUAUGAAAAUAUUAAAUCCGCGAGAAUGGCCGAGAGACUCUGAAGAUUUACUAUGUUUUGGUGAUAAUGAAUUGGAAGAUUUAUUAAAAUAUUAUGA